GACAGCGACGCGCUCAUUCGCUGAGGAGGCGAGUUCUGGCGCAUCACGGCGUCCGCUCCGCAUCAACUUCCAAACAUAUCGGGAGGACGGAGGAGCUCGCGCCAGCGUCGACGACCGAGCGGCCAGGAACGACUCCCGUCCGAGCUUGUCUGGAUUGAUCGGUCCAGUUCCCGUCUGUCCAGUGGCUGUCGGUCCAUUGAGCCCCAGGAGCUGUGCAUUGCAUCAUUAAGGGACAAUAGCUGUGGGAAUCGGAACUCUUUAACCUCCUCCCCCAUUUCUUUUCCUCUCCACUGAAGCACCCUCCCCCUAUUAAAUACACUAGCGCAGCCCUCGGACCAUCUCACUCCCUCUCUGCUCAUGAUCCACUCCCCCCUGUCUACCCAGCCAGUCAGUGGGUGAGCUGCUGGAAGCUGUAUAAUCCUCUGUAAAGUAUAGGGCCGUACGCCUGCAUAUGCUCCCUUUUGCCAUGUUGCUGAGGCCUCCCUCAGGAUAGAGCAUGAGGGAGAGCAGAAGGCAGCAUAAAGCUCACAAAGGGAGAAGCGAACGCAGGCGAGGGGAGUGAAAGACUCUGAAGCUCAUUCUCCAGGUUAAUAAUGGCAAAGGGCCAUGGGUGGAAUUCAGUGGGGGAAACUACAUCAUGUGCUAUUUUCACCCCACACCAGCCUCUACUUUGACCAGCAGCCAACUUUGGAGAUUGCCACAUACUGACCUGAUGUACUGAAAGACACACAACCAGAUGAGACUUUUUACCUCUGUGUAGAGUAUUUUUCUAUUUUGUUUCUACUUGGUUCUCCUUCGAUCAGAGCCUACCAGAAGUGCCUUUUUGAUUUACUUUUACACUUCAUCUUUACACACGCUAAUUAGUGAGCUUCCAUACACUAACUGCCGCACAAGGAGGGAAGGUAAAGCCACAAAUCAGUCACUGUCAAAUGCACCGUUGACAAUCAUCCCCUAUUUUGAAGAGUUCCUCCCUGGGUCGCCCUUAAAUCAGCAAGCGUCAAGUUACUAAACCUGCUUGACUUCCUGCACUGCCUCUCGAACGUGUGUUUUGACAACGCAGAGCUGCCACCAUGGUCAGCCUCCAGUCCAAAUGGCGCUACAUUUUCAUGUUCCUGGGCAUCCAGCUGGUCGUCAUGGCCCUGCUGUCUCGAGAGGGCUACCAGAGGAGAGUCACCUACUUCAUUCGCAUCUUCCGCAAGUCCGAUGCCACUGGUUCGGCCACCCGGAACCACACUGCAGCCAGUGUCCCAGCAAGUGACGUAUACGCCAACCUCUCCGGCCUUUUCAAAGGUCACAGUCACAAGGAUGACAUGCCCUACUGCCCGGCGACGUCCCCGCUCAUAGGAGGGCCAAUACACGUCAGUUUUCCAUCAGGGCUCACGUUGGCAGAGGUUCAGAAGAAAAACCCACUGGUGCUACGAGGAGGACGCUAUAGGCCGCCUCACUGCGAGGCGAGGCAUCGGACCGCCAUCGUCAUUCCUCACAGAAACAGGGAGCACCACCUCAAGUUCCUGCUCUACUACCUGCACCCUUUUCUUCAAAGACAGCAACUCAAUUAUGGGAUUUAUGUCAUUCACCAGGCAGGAAACUACACUUUUAACAGAGCCAAGCUGAUGAACGUUGGUUUUCGGGAGGCCAUGAGGGAGGAGGACUGGGACUGUCUGUUUUUCCACGAUGUGGACCUCAUUCCAGAGGACGAUCGAAACACGUACAUAUGUGACUCCAACCCCAAGCAUGCAGCCAUCGCUAUGGACAAGUUUGGCUACAAGCUUCCAUACAAAAUGUACUUUGGAGGAGUGUCCGCUCUGACGCCGCUACACUACCUCAAAAUGAACGGCUUCCCCAACAACUACUGGGGCUGGGGCGGCGAGGACGACGACAUCGGAGUCAGAGUGUCUCUGGCAGGGAUGUACAUCACCCGUCCUUCGUUGAAGGUCGGCCGUUACAAGAUGAUUAAACACACGCUGGACAAAGGCAAUGGAGUGAACCCAAAAAGAUUCAACAUGCUGGCCAAAACACGUCAGACCUGGAAGCUGGACGGAAUGAACACAGCUGAAUAUGAGGUCAUCUCACGGCAGUACCUUCCCCUCUACACCAACAUCACCGUCAACAUUGGCACUGAGGCUGGUUUGCAUCCGACUCGUCCAGAACCACGUCCUCCAGCCAAGAAUUUAGCAGGCCCACAUGCAGCUGAAGCCCCUUUGGACUCGGCCAAGCAGGAAGACGUGCGCUCAGACGAAUAGCCUCUGAUUACAAUCCUCCCACCAACUGCUGCGGAAUGAUGGGUCUCCUCCAGCUCUGUGUGGUGAUUAAAACACCUGGAUCCUUAGAACUAAAACUCAAGAUGUGAAUUUUUCAAACCUUGGGUAACUUCUCUUUGGUACCUACAAUCCUAUUACUAUAGUGAUUAUUCUUCCAAGGGAGCCACUGCGAGAGAAAGGAUAACCGUUGGACUCUGUGAGUUUAUAUAUCUACAGCGCUCUGGUCGCUGGAUCAACCUCGUGAUGCCUUAGAAUCCUGUCUGGUUUUGUCUGUUAGAAUAUUGGUUUGCACGGGAUCUGCCGUUUCCAGCAGCCACACUGCGCUGCAAGAGUCAGACUCAGUUUUAUGUCUCAAAAGCCAAUGAAUACAGUUAAAGAGACGAUGUGUCUCCAGCUGAGUGUGCAAAGCUGCUACAGUGUGAAGUAAAUGAAGGACCUUUUAACACUGUUGUUAUUAUUAGUACUGCUCUUGACAUAUUAGUGCACAUAUCCUGUCUGUGGGCCUUUUUAGAAAGUGUUACUACACAGAGGGUUCCUGCUUCAGUUGGGCCUGUGUCAAACGCUAGGUUAACGGUUUCUGUUUAGAGCUGAUGAUGAUAUGAAGUGGAAAUACUAAUGGGAAUCAGAACGGUGAACUUUGGUUGUAUUCAGGCCAAGGCACAGUUCCUGUGUAGGGUUUAUUUUUAGGAGCAUUAAUUUCUGCCUUUUGGAUUAUUUUCUUUGUUUGCAGCAUCACUGCGUGUGUGUGCGUGUGUGUGCGUGUGUGCGUGUGCGCGUGUGUGCGUGUGCGCGUGUGUGUGAGAGAGCGAGAGGAAGGGAAGGUUUGGUUGGUGGACUUGCCUGUAUCAUGUGAUUAUGAUUAGUCCUGCCUUCAGAUGAGCUUGUAAUUUACAUCAAAAUGCAGUCUGUGUUGAUUGAUUUUUUAUUUUUUUUUGGGGUGUGUGUUGUGUACAGUUCCUCAUGUAAGGGUGUUGGUAUUCGAUCAUGUGUCUGCCAUACAUACUGCUUGUUUAUAUCAUUGAAAUGAUCCAUGGAUGCUGCUGUAGCGACAUGUAUCAAACCAAUAAUUCAGUAGCUGGAUGCUGCCUGUGGCUCAUGCUGUUAAACCUCCUUUUAUUCUUUUUGUAGCUUGGCAUCAAACCUUGCUGCCCUCUCUUUAUUUGCUUCCUCAGAACAGGCUAACUUCGACAUGUGCCAUAUCCUUCCUGCGCCCAUAUUACUGCACGCUGCCUCUCCUGCUCUUGAUUCCACGGCGACAGAUUUGAUUGUUGAGACUACAAACAUAAACACUUCCUUUAGCCAGCGAGCGUCCCGGUACCAACCAGGGAACCAAACCAAAGACGAGUGCAUGCAAAGCUGUUCUAUUGAAGUGUGUGUGUGCAGAUGAUUGAUUUCUGACCUGAUCUUGAACAGGCCUGUUUAUUUCCUGUCAAUAUCUACAAUCUGAAACAAGUGUGCAAACCACAAAUUAAGAUUGUGGUGUAGUAAAGGGAUUAUAAACUUUUUUUUUAAUCUUCUUCAUGGGGUUCUCUGUAAAAAGUCAUGAUUAUCAAUGUUUUUUUGUUAAUUCCUCAGUCUUGUCAAAAUGCUAUGGGCUUUUCAAAAUAUCACUAAUGCAGUAUAUGCAUGGUAACGCAGCAGUCAGUAAUACAACAUGGAGGUUGUGCGUACAUCUCAGUUAUGAAGCAUGAUGAAUUGUCUGUUUGCACUUUUUCACUCGUGCAGUGCUUCUAUUUGGCGUUUAGGAAUAAUUCGCCUUCGAGCCAAAUGUACUAAAGAAAGCAAAUUUUACAUCAUAAUCUCCAGUUGUGUUACACUACGUAUGCUUGUUUUUGCAUUUUAAGCCAAUUCUGUUUCAUUUGACUCCGUUCUGAUGUGGAUGGUAGGAAGCAGUUGUCACUGUGUAGAACUAAAGCAACCUAGGGCAAUGUGAGUUAUUACUGCUCUAUGAAAUCUGCACAGUCCAGAGUGGCCUUGAAUUCAUUAUUAAACUAAUUAUUCCAAGUAAAGGCUGA
Messenger RNA from Betta splendens (Siamese fighting fish), 4276 nucleotides. Its product is annotated as beta-1,4-galactosyltransferase 3. Lineage: Eukaryota; Metazoa; Chordata; Actinopteri; Anabantiformes; Osphronemidae. The transcript has 7 exons. Bases 1071 to 2243 code for a protein of 390 amino acids. Gene Ontology annotation, biological process: carbohydrate metabolic process. The record is from RefSeq and is a predicted model, not a curated record. Gene Ontology annotation, molecular function: glycosyltransferase activity.